AUGGCAGCAGCAAACCGUGACGACUUCCACAACUACAACGAGCCGAACCGCGAUCGAUGCCUUGCCGACCUACGAUUGACCGACCCCCGCGACGACAAGACGCGCAUCGAGCAGACAAAGGGCGGUCUUCUCAAGGACUCGUAUAAGUGGGUCCUGGAUCACGAGGACUUUCGGCGAUGGCGAGACGACAGAGAGAGCCGGUUGCUCUGGAUCAAAGGCGACGCCGGCAAGGGCAAGACGAUGUUGCUCUGCGGUAUUAUCAACGAGCUAUCGCAGUCACGUGCGGAAAUACCCAACGCGAGCAAGGGAGGUCUAUUGGGUGACGUUACGAUGAAGAUAUCGCGCCGAUUCAAGAAAUUGUCGGUCUCGUCAACACACUCACAUCCCAUGUUAUUUUUCUUCUGUCAAGGCACUGAUUCGCGACUUAACCACGCCGCAGCUGUGCUGCGAGGCCUGAUAUACCUUUUGCUAUGUCAACGACCAUCCCUCAUCUCGCACAUCCAGGAUAUAUACGACCAUGCAGGUAGACGACUCUUCGAGGAUACAAAUGCGUUCUAUACCUUGUCCCAGGCUCUGGCCAGUAUGCUCCGCGAUCGCCCUGCGAAGGGUUGCUACCUGGUUAUCGACGCUCUAGAUGAAUGCGAGACAGGUUUGCCACAGCUCCUAGACUUUAUAGUCCAGAGCGCAUCUACGUCUGCUCAUAUCAAAUGGAUCGUAUCGAGCCGCAACAGACACGACAUCGAGCAGCAGCUGUGUCUUGAUGACCCUCGGACAAGACUCAGUCUUGAGCUGAAUGCACGCCAUGUCGCUCAGGCCAUCAAUACGUACAUCGUCCAUAAAGUCUCCGAGCUCGUCUCGCUGAAGGGCGACAAGUCAUUACGCGACCAAGUUCGGGAUGAGAUGCGACACAGAGCCGAUGGAACCUUCCUCUGGGUGGCUCUCGUCGCACAGGAACUUCAGAACGUUCGGAGCUGGGAUGUCUUGAGCGUUCUCAAGCAAAUGCCGGCCGGCCUGGUGCCACUCUACCGCCGAAUGAUGAAUGAUAUUCAGCAAUUGGGGUCGCAAGAGAGCGAGUUCUGCCGCCUUGUUAUUUCGAUGGCAACUGUCGCUUACCGCCCCCUCCACUUGUGUGAACUGGGUGUGCUAUCCGGUUUGCCCGGAAAUGUCCCCAGUGACCUUCAAUCUGUGUCCGUCAAAGAUUUCCUGACGAAGGAAGUGUCGACUGCAAUUUUCCAGCAUGGAUUCGCAGCCGCACAUCAUACUAUAUUCUUGAAAUCGAUACAGAUUAUGUCUGAAGCAUUGCGGCGUGAUGUGUACGACUUACACCAUCCCGGUACCUCUAUCGACGACAUCCGCCCUCCUAAACCAGACCCGUUAGCCCCGGCACGGUACUCAUGCAUCUACUGGGUUGACCACCUAAGCGAUGCCCUCUCGCACAAGACUUCGACGUCUAUCGACGACCUCCACGAUGAAGGCACAGUUCAUCAGUUUCUCUGCAAAAAGUACCUAUACUGGCUCGAGGCGCUUAGUCUUCUUCGAGGCAUACCGGGAGGAGUGGUUGCGAUGACGAAGCUUAAGACAUUGCUAGAACGGUCCGAAAAGUCCUAUCUAUUAGACCUUGUUCGAGAUGCACGCCGGUUUAUCCUAUCAUACGGAUGGGCGAUAGGGAAUGCGCCUCUUCAGGCAUAUGUGUCGGCGCUUAUAUUUAGUCCUAGGCAGAACAUAACGAGAAAACUGUUCAAAGGGGAAGAGCCAAAUUGGAUUAUCACUAAACCGGCUAUAGCAGAGGAUUGGGAUGCAUGUCUGGCAACGCUCGAGGGCCAUGGUUCUAUGGUUAAGUCGGUGGCCUUCUCGCCUGGUGGCCAACGCCUCGCAUCGGCGUCAUCUGACAAGACCGUUAAGAUCUGGGAUGCCGCGACGGGCCACUGCCAGGCGACGCUCGAGAGCCAUGGCCGUCCGGUUAAAUCAGUAGCCUUCUCGCCCGAUGGUGAGCGCCUCGCAUCAGUGUCAUACGACAACACUGUUAAGGUCUGGGAUGCCGCGACGGGCCACUGCCAGGCAACGCUCGAGGGCCAUAGCAAUUGGGUUCAGUCGGUGGCCUUCUCGCCCGAUAGCCAGCGCCUCGCAUCGGCGUCAGGCGACAAGACCGUCAAGGUCUGGGAUGCCACGACGGGCCACUGCCAGGCGACGCUCGAGGGGCAUAGCAAUUGGGUUCAGUCGGUGGCCUUCUCGCCCGAUGGCCAGCGCCUCGCAUCGGCGUCAGGCGACAAUACCGUCAAGGUCUGGGAUGCCGCAACCGGCCGCUGUCAGGCGACGCUUGAUGUAGGCAGGCACCUUGAUACGAUCCGUUUCGACGAGACCGGCGCUCGUCUUCUUAUAGAUGUUGGCACUUUCGACCUGAGCGUGCCCUCGCUCUCGCCGCCCGCUACACUAUCCACAUCUGGUCCUCUGUAUCACCCAUGCCAACGUCAAGGCUAUGGCAUCACUGACGAUGGCGUAUGGAUCACGUAUCAAGGUCGGAACCUGCUCUGGCUCCCGUCAGAGUAUCGUCCAGCGACGUCAGCGAUCGCGACAUCGACUGUCGCUCUCGGCUGUAGCUCGGGACGGGUCUUGCUAUUCCGGUUCUUGGGGGAAGGUCUUGUUUAGGUGCCACAACUGAACUGUCGGCUGGUGUAUUGGCCCACCGGCCCACCAGUCCUCCAUUCUAUAUGCUUUUUAAUCUCUUUUCUAUUGGAGGGUCGUAGGGGUCGAUGU
Ilyonectria robusta is the source of this 2754-nucleotide messenger RNA. RefSeq lists its product as uncharacterized. Gene Ontology annotation, molecular function: protein binding. The record is from RefSeq and is a predicted model, not a curated record. Lineage: Eukaryota; Fungi; Ascomycota; Sordariomycetes; Hypocreales; Nectriaceae. The transcript has 4 exons. The coding region runs from base 1 to 2646 and encodes 881 amino acids.